UGGCCGCUCUAACAUAUUAUAUCGACCAAAUGUCUGAAUUUUUGUGUUUAGGUUAUAGGUACGGAUAUCAGCGAGGACAAAGUUGGUGAACUGCCAAAGGAUGUAAGGAAUUUGGAGACUGCAGUGUCAUACGCUGAAGAUUUGUACUUUCUGGAAUCUGGGUCUGUUGAUCUGGUUACCAUAGCAACAGGCCUGCACUGGGUGAACCAGGAAAAAUUUUUUGCUGAGGUAAGGCGUGUGUUAAAGCCAGGUGGAACUUUUGCCGCCUACAGCUACUUCUUUGACAAACUAUCCAACCACGAGGCAGAAGCGUAUAUGAAAGAUGUGCGACAGAACGUGUUUGGCAAAUAUUUGACUUCAAGACUAGACAUUAUAGAUAGUAAAUAUGGGGCAACACAAUUUCCAUUUAUUCAAAUUAAAAGAUAUGACGGCAUUAAGAUUACAUCAGAGAUGCCACUAAAACAAUACGUAGGAUACAUCGCGUCGUAUCAUGACGUUAACCUGUAUUUAAGGGAAUUCCCGAAAUCAAAUAUAUUGGAGGAAAUUGAGAAGUCUCUGGCUUUGAGAUUUGGAUACAGUGACACAGAAGACAACAUCCGUGUCGGGACGCAGUGGAAUGUGUUCAUGGUUUUAGGGAGAAACGAGUAACUAAGCUUUUGUUGAUUAGUUAGUGAUCAUUUUUCGAUCUUCAAAUAGGUGUAAAUGGUGUGUUUUUUUUUAUUUUUAGUUUAAAGAAUCCUAGAAAUAUAGAGUUUUGUCUGUUGUACUUAAGUAUUUUGUGAAUCUUAAAAAUAUUAAAAUUAUUGAUGGUUUGUGGAUCUUCAAGUAAAGAAGGUGUAAUUUUUCUUUAAAAAUGUUGCAACAAUACGAUUUGUAUCUGUUCAAUGCAUGAGGAAUUUCUGAUACAACAAUUAUCAUUUUUGACUUCAGUCAUUGAAACCACAAAUUAAAAAAAAAACAUAAUAAAAGAUCGUCUGAAAUUACAUAAAUUUAACCUAAUACUAGACAUUUUAACAUUUACAACGUCUUGUCAACAAAAAAAAUUCACAAAAAACAACUACAUAUAGCAUAAAGAGUAACAUUUUUCUUUUUGUGCCCUAAAACAAAAGGCGGCAACCAGAAGAAAUUCUUUCCCAUUUUGUUGGCCUCCGCGGAUUUUUCUGUCUACCAAAAUUGGCAUGCCGUUGCAACCUACUUCCACGCGUUUGCCGCCACGCCCCAGUUAAUAAAAUAAUAUUUGCGGAAUAAAUAACUAGUAUUUUGUGGUCAUUAUUUUUCCAUUUUACUACUACUAUAUUCAACUAUAUAUUUCUGUUGUCAUAUUUUGACAUAAAUAUUUAUUUGAUUACAUAACUAGAAAAAUAAAAUUGUAAUAUAUUAUGAUAUAUUGGAAAAAUGUAUUUUAAUUAGGACUUCAAGUGUGUUAUUGAUCCAAAAAUUUGUUUUAAUUUUUAUUCCUCUUUCAAACAAUUAAUUUAACUCAUAAGAUUGCCCAAGAAUAGAUUUGAAAAUAAAUACAGUUAUUAUUUUUUAUUGUAUUUGCUUUAGUUAAAUCAUUAAUAUCAUUAAAUCGAUCAAAAUCUCAAAGUAAAAAAAAAAUGUA
This is a messenger RNA of Physella acuta, 1603 nucleotides long. RefSeq lists its product as uncharacterized. Lineage: Eukaryota; Metazoa; Mollusca; Gastropoda; Physidae. The record is from RefSeq and is a predicted model, not a curated record.